AUGACAACUCAAGAAUUUCCUUCAACUACCUCCGCUUCCGAUAAUAACGACAACAUUAAUGAUAUUAAUGUAAAUCAUAACAAUGAUAGCAGCACUACAACAUAUCAUAAUGCUGAUUCCACUGUAGAAUAUAACAAUUCUUUGAGUGGUCUUGACAAGGAAGACGAUGCAGAACAAAUCAUUAACUUGUUAGAUAAUGAUAAUGAAGAAAAUGAGAUUUUUUUAAUGGACAUCGAGAAUGUGGUCACCUCUCAUUACGACAAUAUUAAACAAGGAUAUAUUAAUGAACGUUGUGCCCCGGAUUUGUUGCCUUAUCUGAAGAACGACGUCGAACAGUUACUUUCUUCUUUAAAACAAUUAAAUAUCAGAGAAACGCAAAUUCGUCAAACUCGAAUGAGGCGUGUAACCGAAAAAGAUCUCGUGGAAUUAAUGGAUAAAGAACGCGCGUAUCAUUAUUUAAGAUGUUAUCUAAGAACAAGAUUGACAAAGAUUGAGUCACAAUGCGCGCUUAUUCUUAAACGAAAUGAAUAUGUUGAUCGACUAUCCGACGCUGAAAAAAUAUUUGCGCUCGAUUAUAUGAAUAUGAUUAAUAAACACUUUGAUGAUUUAGUCUGGAAGAAUAUACCAGUAGAGUUGCGAGAAAAGGAGUCGGAUUUACUCGUAUCGCUAGACUUAUCGAGAAUUAUAUUCUGUCGAGUGAAAGAGGAUCUGGGCGAAUUAAGCGUAUCCGAUAACAAUAGUUCUCAGGAUACUAUCAAACUGGAGAAAGAUGGGAUCUAUGCACUUCGCUAUGAAACGAUUUCUUCUUAUCUGAUUGAUGGCUCGAUUGAAUUAUUGUAG
Messenger RNA from Ambispora gerdemannii, 840 nucleotides. NCBI's taxonomy places the organism in Eukaryota, Fungi, Glomeromycota, Glomeromycetes, Archaeosporales, Ambisporaceae. The record is from the annotation of a GenBank genome assembly.